UUCACGUAGGUGUGUUGGGCUGCCAGUUACAAUGUUGAAGUCACCUUUUGUUUUAUUUGUUGCAAGUGCUGUGCUGUUUUAUAGCACAUUUGCAGGUUCAAUUGAGACUUACGAGGAAUCAAAUUCUUCGUCUGCCUCAUCAUCUGGUAGUUCUUCUUAUUCAUCAACAGAAACCAAAGAUGGCAAAACCAGCUCCAAUUCAAAUAGCUCUGCGUACGCUGACGCCAGCGCCAACAGCUCCUACAAAUCAGGCACCAAAGUUAAAUGCUGUAAGAACGAGAGAUAUGUGAAGUGUCCUACCAUACUCUGCGUGCCUAACACUUGCGACCAGCUCGGGAAACCUAUCUCAUGUCCCCGCAUAGAUCCCAAUCGCUGUCCCGAUAAACCUGCCUGCGUCUGCAUAGAGGGCUACGUCAGGGACUGCAAUGGAGUCUGCAUCCCUAAAAUGCAAUGCCCAUCCUGUGGUGGGGACCCUAACGCUGAAGCAGGCUGUGGUUUUCUCUGUGGUCCAAAAUGUAGCGGGAACCGACCUGUCCCAGAGGACUGCCCCUGUUUACUCAAUGGAUGUGUCUGCAAACCUGGAUUCCUUUACGACGACAAGCAAGGGAAAUGUGUGAAAGAAGGACAAUGCUCUGCUCUCUGCCCGAAUCCGAACGAGAUAUACGACUCAUGCCCCUUGGCCUGUCCACCGAGACAGUGUGGUAUUGACGACCGGGCUGUGCUAUGCGCUGCAGGACAACCGUGCCUGCCGCCUGGCUGCCGCUGUCAGGACGGUUUCGUUAGGAACGACAAGGGCGUCUGCGUGACUAGAGAAGAAUGUCCGCCUUGUCAACAGAACGAGGUGUACACUACAUGCGCUAACGGUGGAUGCGGCAAAUGGAACUGCACUCAGUACUACGAGCCGGACCUUUGCAUAGACCCGCUUGAAUGCAUACCAGGCUGCGUGUGCCAGGACAAAUAUUUGCGUGGACCAGAUGGUACCUGCAUACCACAGGACGAUUGUCCCGCUGCUCUCUGCCCGAAUCCGAACGAGAUAUACGACUCAUGCCCCUUGGCCUGUCCACCGAGACAGUGUGGUAUUGACGACCGGGCUGUACUGUGCGCUGCAGGACAACCGUGCUUGCCGCCUGGCUGCCGCUGCAAGGACGGUUUUGUCAGGAACGACAAGGGCGUCUGCGUGACUAGGGAAGAAUGUCCGCCUUGUCAACAGAACGAGGUGUACACUACAUGCGCUAACGGUGGAUGCGGUAAAUGGAACUGCACUCAGUACUACGAGCCGGACCUUUGCAUAGACCCGCUUGAAUGCAUACCAGGCUGCGUGUGCCGGGAAAAAUAUUUGCGUGGACCAGAUGGUACCUGCAUACCACAGGACGAUUGUCCCGCUGCUCUCUGCCCGAAUUCGAACGAAAUAUACGACUCAUGCCCCUUAGCCUGUCCACCGAGACAGUGCGGUAUCGACGACCGGGCUGUGCUAUGCGCUGCAGGACAACCGUGCCUGCCGCCUGGCUGCCGCUGUCAGGACGGUUUCGUUAGGAACGACAAGGGCGUCUGCGUGACUAGGGAAGAAUGUCCGCCAGAGCCAGGCACCUACACGUGUGAUGAUUCCGUCGAACAACUGCUUUCUGAUGGAAAUAAUGCAUUUACUGGAAUAUUCAUGCAUGAAUCCAUGCAGACAUACCCCAACCAAAGCUGUAUUAUGUCAGCAUUCUCUGUAUUCGUUCCAUUAGGAGAGUUCAUGAUGUACAGCGGUGGUAAUACACGCAACCAGUUAAAGAAAAUCCUCAAUCUUCGAAGUGAUGAUGAUGUAAGAUGCGUUUUCCCCCGACUGACGAAAAGACUCCAAGCAGAACAGAACGUCAUUUUGAAUAUGGCAAGCAGGACCUUUCCAUCCGACGUAUAUCCACUUUCCGAUGGUUUUGUGGAGGAGACGCGCGAAAUAUUCGGCGCUGGUGUUGAACCCCUCAAUUUUAACCAACCGCAAGCUGCGGCAGAUCGGAUCAAUGCAUGGGUGGCAAAUGAAACUAAUGAUCGUAUCAAAGACAUCGCCACACCGAGCAUGUUCAACGGAGAUACUCGUUUAGUUAUAGCUAACGCCAUAUACUUCUUGGGUAACUGGGUCGACCAAUUUAACCCAAACAACACCAAAGACCGUGACUUCCAUGUGAACAACCAGAAAACUGUCAAAAUCCCAACUAUGUACCAAGAGUCGUCCUUUAGUUAUGGAGAAAAUGAUACUCUGGAUUGUAAAAUGUUACAAAUGGACUACAAGGGUGGCAACUUCUCAUUUUUGAUAUAUCUACCAAACGAUGUAGAAGGCUUACCGGCUCUGAUUGAAAAGCUUAAACAACCCGGUGUAUUUUCUGAUUCGUACCAAGCAAUGUUUUAUGCUAAGGUCCAAGUACAUUUGCCAAAAAUCAAAACCGAAUCCGAAUUUGAUCUAGCUGACAUAUUGAAAUCGGCAGGUGUAACAGAUCUUUUUGAUGCCAGCAAAUCAAACCUGACUGGUAUUUUGAAAGUAGAUGAUCCUUUAUUCGUUUCGGCGGCCAAACAAAAAGCGUUUUGUCUUGUGGAUGAAACUGGAACAGAAGCUGCUGCAGCUAACAUAUUUGUUGUGGGCGUAACAUCAGUUAUGGAACCACCGAAAGUAUACUCCUUCGACGCUAAACAGCCGUUCGCAUUCUACGUCUUAUAUGAACAGCGUAUCCCAAUAUUCAGUGGAAUAUUCUAUGGCGAUUCAGCCCCAUGAGUAUUUGGUAUACGCGCUACAGCAGUCUUGAGACCACCGAAAAUAUACAAAUUUGAUGCUAAUCAACCAUUUGCCUUCUACAUUCUAUAUGACAAGCGAAUCCCAAUAUUCAGUGGGACAUUC
Ostrinia furnacalis (Asian corn borer) is the source of this 2869-nucleotide messenger RNA. RefSeq names its product alpha-1-antitrypsin-like protein CM55-ST. The transcript has 19 exons. NCBI's taxonomy places the organism in Eukaryota, Metazoa, Arthropoda, Insecta, Lepidoptera, Crambidae. The record is from RefSeq and is a predicted model, not a curated record. Bases 32 to 2746 code for a protein of 904 amino acids. Gene Ontology annotation, biological process: negative regulation of endopeptidase activity. Gene Ontology annotation, molecular function: serine-type endopeptidase inhibitor activity.